CAGAAACCCGUCUCCCCUCCCAGACUCAGGUGCCUGCUUCAGAAAAUGAAGUUAUAAGCCCACUGGCCUCCGCCAUCUUAGGUAGAGCGAGCGUCCAGUGAGGGAAGGAUGCAGCCGGGGAAUCUCUGGAGAGUUCUGGGACUCUGCCUCCUAACAGUUGGCGCUUGGGCACAAGAAGAGUCUGAAGAAACUGAUGAAGCCUCACAAACAGAAACACUGAAACCGUAUAAAAUCUCCAUCUCUGGAAACAGUGUAGAGCUGACAUGCCCUAAGGAAACUUCUGGAAUAACUUGGGAAACAACUGGUGGAAAAACAUAUAAACAAACUGAGGGCAAACUGUUACUGGAGAAUUUUUCAGAAACGGAGAACAGUGGUUAUUAUCACUGCUAUGAAGAAGGCUCGAAGAAAGAGGACCAUAAGCUCUACCUGAAAGCAAGAGUGUGCGAGAACUGCAUGGAGGUGGAUCUGAUGGCAGUGGCCACAAUCAUUGUAGUUGACAUCUGCGUCACUCUGGGCUUGCUGCUGGCAGUGUAUUACUGGAUCAAGAGCAGAAAGGCCAAGGCCAUGCCUGUGACCAGAGGAGCGGGUACUGGUGGCAGGCCCAGAGGACAAAACAAGGAGAGACCACCACCUGUACCUAAUCCAGACUAUGAGCCCAUCCGGAAAGGCCAGCGGGACCUAUAUGCUGGCCUGAAUCAGCGAGGCAUCUGACAGCUCCUGAAGACACUGUCUCGCCGUGACCCGGGUCUGGCUCCCCUCCAGGCCUGCUACUCCCUGUUCCUGGGCAAAUCUUGGACCCCACAGGAGAACUGUUCCUCUGCCUUGUGAGGAACUCACACCCUCAGCCAGGUCCCCAGCCGCCUCCUUCCUACUUUCUCUGCUGGCGCCCAGUCCGAGGAUAUUACUGCCUCAUUAUCCUUUGAAACAUCAUCGCUACUCACCCUCACCCCUGACCUGCUCUCUUGUCAGGAUAUUUAUUUCUGUCCUUCACACCCCCACCCCAAUUCCUUCCUUCCCCGAUGGAGUUACCUCUCCCUUUGGUUCCCUCCUUCUCCUGUGUAGAAGUUGCCCCAUCCCUAACUAUUCCAUCUACCUUUCUCUGUUUCUCUCUCCCUCUUUGAUAACCCUCGGUGAGAAUGGACUGGGUACAUGCUGACAGAGUCCUGCCCUGUUCACAGACCCUGGCCUAGAGCUAGUCCUGUACCCCCUUCCUCCCUGUCUCCAUUGCAGGCCCCUAGGUGGUCAUUUGCAGCUCCAAGAAUGUGCUAGCCUCCUUGUCAGCUGAGAGAGAAAAGAAAUAAAAUGUAUUUGGCUGAAAGAGUUGCUGUCCCUCUUCUCUGGGAGGCCCUCAGAGGCUGCCUCAUGUCCUGGACAACGCAGGUCCUCCCUGUCUUUGACUCUAUUCCCAGCUCGGACCCCAAAUGCAAGUACUACCUGUUUUCACAGCUGAAGCAGGCAUUAUCAGACGCUCUCUUUGGAAAGGGCAUUGGGGAAUAAAUCAGAGAGAGAGAGAAAGACAGAGAGAGGGAGAAAGGGAAGGAGGGAGGGAGGAAAGGAAGAAAGAAGGAAAAGAAAAGGAAAGGAGGGGGGUAGAAAGAAGAAAGAAAGAGAAAGAAAGACAGAAAGAAUCAUUUGACUGACGUCUUCUGCAGGAAAACAUCAAGGAUGGCAGAGAGCGCCUGGCGGGUCCCUGAUGGCGUGGUCAGUUCAGAAAAUGAGUGAGACAGAAACAGAGGCCUUAAAAGGCAGAUGAAGGCAGCAGACAGAAGAG
Messenger RNA from Hippopotamus amphibius kiboko, 1771 nucleotides. Its product is annotated as T-cell surface glycoprotein CD3 epsilon chain. The record is from RefSeq and is a predicted model, not a curated record. Gene Ontology annotation, biological process: cell surface receptor signaling pathway; positive thymic T cell selection. Gene Ontology annotation, cellular component: membrane; alpha-beta T cell receptor complex; external side of plasma membrane. The coding region runs from base 109 to 711 and encodes 200 amino acids. Lineage: Eukaryota; Metazoa; Chordata; Mammalia; Artiodactyla; Hippopotamidae. Gene Ontology annotation, molecular function: transmembrane signaling receptor activity. The transcript is spliced from 9 exons.